This is a messenger RNA of Pongo pygmaeus (Bornean orangutan), 3497 nucleotides long. RefSeq names its product IQ motif containing H (gene IQCH). The record is from RefSeq and is a predicted model, not a curated record. Lineage: Eukaryota; Metazoa; Chordata; Mammalia; Primates; Hominidae. The transcript is spliced from 22 exons. The coding region runs from base 102 to 3302 and encodes 1066 amino acids.
GUCGCGCGCGCGGCGUUGCCAUGGGGACGAGCGGCCCCGGCUGAAGGUUUUCGUGCUUGGAAACCGCGCCUUCGCGGAGGUAGCGGUUCCCUGACCUAGCGAUGGCACAGAACACUGAAAACCACGACCCUGUCGGAUCCAUCUUAAUCCAGAUCCAUGAAGACCUUUAUCAGUUAAAGGAGAAAUUAACAAAAUUCUCACCUGAGGAAAAAGGAGAGACUCUAGACGUUCAGAGUCUUGAAACAGCAAUCAAAAGGACUGAAGUGGGGUUAAGAAUUCACAUUGAGAAGUAUUUAAAUGUUGUAAACCAGAAUGUAUUAACGACUUCUGUUAAUGAUGAGAGCUUAUAUACUCCCCUGGCUUCCAAAUGGUUACUUCCGACUGUAAUUGAUCAGAAAUCAUUUAUUUUCCCUCAGGAAUCUGAGGGUACACUUUGGCAACCCCAAAGACAGCUCCGUUCAUCUCUGCCUGUCUUUCCAAGAGCAAAGCAAAAGAUAGGGUUGAAUGUAAAAAUCAUGCAGGAUCCUGAAAACAUCCACCACAGAGCUGCUGUAAAUGCGAACUAUGGAAUCAGUUUGCCAUAUAUUAAUCAGAGAAAAGCAUGUGUAAAGGUUCCGAAGUUAAUCAAAGGGUCUAACAUAUCCAAACUCACGGUUCUGCCAUCUUCUCAUCGCACAGAUCCCUAUUUCACUCCUAUACCAGUCUUACAAGCAGAUGCCCACAAAGGGAUUUUAAGUAUGAUAGAACGAGGGCUGAUUCCACCAACAGCAAGGAUUACCUUUCAGAAUCCACCCAUUACACCCAGAGCAGCUCCUCUGCAUAGUUUUGAUGAAGCACGUAAGAUUCCAACUGCAGCCACUUUCACUAUACCUCGGGAACCACCUCCAUCUCCAGCAGAAGUGAAGUUCUUUCCCAAGAAACAAAGAUCAAAGGGGAAAAGCAGAAGGUCAAGAGGACAUCAUGAUAGGAAGGCCAUGAAAGUCACAACACCUUCGAGAGCCCUGAAAUCAUUGUGGGAUUAUGAUUUUUUAAUUUAUGAUGGUGUCAUAGACAAUACAGCCCCAGACUUCUUAGCAUUCAAGGAACAUUUUAGCUUAGCUUGGGGAGGUAUUUUUUCUCUCUUGGAACACGUCGAGAAGUUUCUCAGGAACUAUGCAAUACCAGAAGUCAAAAUAAAAGGCAAUAAUCUGGUGGCCCUCCUUCCAGAGUUUGAGCUGACGAAUAAACUUACCAGAUAUGACUUUCUGUCAGUGUUAGAGGACCCAGCUCAUGUCCAAAUGCUGAUAAAUCUUCCAGGGCAAAGGUACAAGGGCCAAGAUGGAAAUUCGGAGGCCGCCAUGAAGAUCCAAGCCACAUGGAAAUGCUACAAAGCAAGAAAAUUCUUCCUCAUUUAUCGCCAGCAGAAGUGGGCAUCAGGUGUGAUUGCCAUUGCCUGGCUGUUACAUUGCCAUAAGACUCGACUAAAGAAGAUACUAAAGGAAUCACGUCAGAGACACCUGGAGAAUUUCCGCAUUCGAGCCAAGCAUCUGGCAGCCAACUGGAAUCGCAUCAGGACCUCCAGGAGGACUAUUAUCCAUAUCCCAUCAUUAGGGUAUUCCCAGCCUGUGAGAGAACAUAUUGCCAAUUUCAACACACAGCAGAACAUGCAGCUGGGGAGGCUGUGUGACAUCUUAGAUGCCAAUGUGAAUGUCAUCUACAUCUGCUCCCAUCAUAUGAAUGACGAGUUAGUGCUGUAUUACAAAAAAAUCCUAAGUCUACAUGCAGCCGUCAAAUCAGGGAACCUUGAGGACAGAAGUGACCUGCAGGACAGGUUCAAAAUUAUCACCCCUGAAGCUGUAAACAUCUUCCCUAAGCAUCAUAUGUGCCUGGCCACUCACCUGAUGUACAGUCCCAAGGCAAUCAAAAGAAUAAAAAAUCUCAUCCGAGGAACAGAGGCCUACAUCGUCAGCGGGCUCCUCCACACAGAUGAUUUAGCUGUGGCCGAUAUGUUAGACAUACCCAUCCUGGGCUCUGAGCCUGAACUAGCUCAUCUUUAUAGUACCAAAUCUGGAGGUAAACGUGUCUUUGACAGUGCCAAUGUGGCAGUUCCUCCUGGAAUAUAUGACAUUUAUAGUCAGCAACAGAUGAUAGAGCAGCUGAGUCAGCUGAUAACUGAUCACCUGCAAAUACAGCGUUGGCUCUUUAAAAUGGACUCUGAGUUCCGAGGAAAUGGGACUGCAUUUUGUGAUAUUCCUUCCUACCUAAAGUGCUACAAAUGGGUGCUAAAGGAGAGUAGCAGAUAUGGCCUUGAAGACUGGAGAAAGAAAUGGGCACAAGAGCCAGCCUUGGUGAAGAUCUCCGAGGAGCUGGCGGGCAUUUUAGCACAGCACGCACAGCCAGUCAAUGAGAAACGGUUCCCGACGUGGAGGAAAUUCCUCCAAACAUUUCUCAGUCAAGGGGGUGUGAUCGAAGCAUUCCCACCUGCAGACAAUGUCACCAACCUGACAGUGGACAUGCUGAUAGAGCCCAAUGGGAAAAUCAGCGUGCUGUCAACAGGGGACCAGCUUCAUGCUGAAAGCCCCUUCAUCUCCUCUGGUACCACCAUGCCUCAGACCUCAGUGGAUCCCCAAGUUCUCACUUAUUUGUGCCUCCAAAUUGGAAAAGCCUGCAGAAUGAGAGAUGUGGUGGGUUACUUUUCUAUAGAUCUGGUGACUUUUAUAGAUCCAAGCACCUUGGAACAACAGGUGUGGGCAACGGGCCUUAACCUCGCAUAUAGUGACCAGCUGGCCCUGACUCAACUCACCUUAUACCUAACAAAUGGCCAUCUGGAUUGCAGUUUGAGCACCCUGGAAGUGCCCCGCUUUGUUCCAAAGGAAAGGAAGAAAACCAACCGCAUUAGUGCGCUAUCAGUGCCGACGCUGGCAACCAGUCGCUAUGCAGUGAUGACCACACAGCUAAGACACAGCAAUCUCUCACUCGUUUUCCACUACGUUUUUCUCCAGAUCUGUAGGGCCCAUGGCAUUGGCUAUGAUCUUGAGGACAGAAAAGGAACUGUUUUUAUAUUAUAUGAGCACCUGAAGAGACACAAGUUGGGAAUGUUAACAAUUGGCGAGGAUCUCCAGGGGGUCCUCAUGACCUUUGCUCGCAAUCUCUUCAUCAUCCAUCAAGAAAUAUCAGCACCUAAUAUGCAAGGCGAGACCAAUUUUAAGACCACCAUUGCUGAUAUUGAAACUAUUCUAAGAGUAACAAAGGAAAACAAAAUGAGAUUUGAAGCGGAGCAACAGUCCAAAGAUGACAAAAACCUCUCUAAACCCAAGAAAUGAUCCUGGAAUACAGUACAUAACAUUUUGGAUCCCAGUCUGGAAUAAAAAGGGCAAUUUUUUUUUCUGUUAAAAAUAAAAGCCAGGGGAAAUUGGUUUGCUUUGUGUACUAGGAGGUGAAUCAGAACAGAUUAUAAUGAAAUGCUCUUUUUAAAACAUUGUUUAUUAAAUGAUCUUAUUUUACUUAUUAAACCAAAA